This is a messenger RNA of Vicia faba (fava bean), 429 nucleotides long. NCBI's taxonomy places the organism in Eukaryota, Viridiplantae, Streptophyta, Magnoliopsida, Fabales, Fabaceae. The record is from the annotation of a GenBank genome assembly.
AUGAUCAGCAAAACGCUUUUUUUGACUUAUUUUUACUUGUUUAUCUACAUCUUGCUUUCUUCUGGUGUUAUUUUGUACAACAAGUGGGUUUUAUCUCCUAAGUACUUUAACUUUCCACUUCCCAUCACACUUACUAUGAUUCAUAUGGGUUUUUCUGGAGCUGUUGCAUUUUUACUUGUUCGGGUUUUUAAGGUUGUAUCGCCGGUUAAAAUGUCGUUUGAAAUAUAUGCAACAUGUGUGAUACCUAUAAGUGCCUUCUUUGCAUCAAGUCUCUGGUUUGGUAACACGGCAUAUUUGCAUAUAUCUGUGGCUUUCAUCCAGAUGCUUAAAGCUCUGAUGCCAGUUGCAACUUUCCUUGUGGCUGUUUUAUGUGGCAUUGACAAAGCAAGGUCACAGGCAUCUUUGCAGAAGCUUUUCGCCUCGUCUUAA